Neopsephotus bourkii (Bourke's parrot) is the source of this 471-nucleotide messenger RNA. Its product is annotated as S-adenosyl-L-methionine-dependent tRNA 4-demethylwyosine synthase TYW1-like. The record is from RefSeq and is a predicted model, not a curated record. The coding region runs from base 81 to 410 and encodes 109 amino acids. Gene Ontology annotation, biological process: wybutosine biosynthetic process. NCBI's taxonomy places the organism in Eukaryota, Metazoa, Chordata, Aves, Psittaciformes, Psittacidae. Gene Ontology annotation, molecular function: 4 iron, 4 sulfur cluster binding. The transcript is spliced from 4 exons.
CUCAGGAGUACAAGCAGCUCGCUUUGAGGAAGCAGUGACUGCAAAGCAUCUGCGCACUGUCACUGGUGGAAGAGCCCAUCAUGUACCUGGAGAUCAACUGGUUUGUGAGGCUUCUGCACAAGCACAGCAUCUCUGCUUUCCUGGUUACAAAUGCACAGUUCCCAGAUGAGAUUAGGAACCUUGAGCCAGUAACGCAGCUGUAUGUCAGCGUGGAUGCCAGCACCAAGGAAAGCCUGAAGAGAAUUGAUCGGCCCCUCUUCAAGGAUUUCUGGCAGAGGUUCCUGGACAGUUUAAAGGCCUUGUCUGAAAAGGGCUGCUGGGAUUUCGGAGGAGCUUGGAAAGACGUUAGCAAGAGUUGCCUAAAGGAAAAACUGCUUUUUCCCAGCACGAGUGCACUGUUUACAGACUGACACUGGUGAAAGCUUGGAAUGGAUGCACUCAAAGCCUAUGCUGAUCUGAUAUCCCUUGGUA